Molecule: messenger RNA, 705 nt
Organism: Hevea brasiliensis (rubber tree)
Lineage: Eukaryota; Viridiplantae; Streptophyta; Magnoliopsida; Malpighiales; Euphorbiaceae
Product: leucine-rich repeat extensin-like protein 5
Exons: 4
Coding region: 1-705 (234 amino acids)
Source: RefSeq, a predicted model, not a curated record
AUGGGUAUUCCAUCCUCAUUGCCCACAAACCCUAACCCCAGCCCCAGUCCGCCGCUCCCUCAGUCACCGCCACCACAAACGCUGCCAUUACCUCAAUCGCCACCACCUCAAUCACCACCACUACCCCCAAGCCAAAUACCACCUCUCAUUCCGCCGACUCCCCUCUCGCCGCAAACCGAACCGCAAAAUGAAACACCAAUUCUCGACACUCAUUCCCCAGAACCAGUGCCUGAGCCUGCGCCUACUCAAACGAAAACCAAAGGCAAAACAAAAAGGGCUGCCGGUAGACCCAAGGAAACCCCUGUUGGAAAACGGAAACUAGUACCCUCUAUUCCUUUCGACCUAAAUUCUCCACCUCAGCUGUCCUCUGAACUACCAAAGAAAAGGACUGUGUCUUCUCGCAAACUCCAGACCAAAGUGGCCCAAACACCAAGCACCUCGGUCUCCCUUACACUCUCCAAAGACUGGCUAUCUGCCGAUAAUAUAGAGGAGGGUUCGGGGUAUAAAAAUAUUGAGUGGCAGCAAACUGUUUAUGACCCUGUUCAAUUUUGGAAGGAUAUUGCACCUUUUGGGGGAAGGGGACACAGUAACAAUAUUGUGGGUGCUGGUGACUUAUUUCUCUUGUGGUGCAUAAAGGAGAGAAAACAAAACCUCAAGGCACUCGAUGCAAAGACCAAAGCCUUGACAGCAGAGCUUGAUCAGUAG